Molecule: messenger RNA, 432 nt
Organism: Necator americanus (New World hookworm)
Lineage: Eukaryota; Metazoa; Nematoda; Chromadorea; Rhabditida; Ancylostomatidae
Exons: 5
Coding region: 1-432 (143 amino acids)
Source: RefSeq, a predicted model, not a curated record
AUGUUGUCCAAGAAAUCGUCGCGUUCAUCGUUAUCAUCACGGUCGUCAAGAGAACGGAAUAAACGGGAAAUUCUUAUCUUCUUUACAGUCAGCGUGCUCACCUCUAUUUAUACCGUUGCAAAAGCGGUUUAUAUGAGUAUGGUUCUACGUGACAACAGUGUCGGAAUGAUUUCCUCGUAUUUACAAUGUCUUACCUCUACCGCUAUAGUUCUGUUGAAGGUGUGCACUGUUCUUUUUGCAAAUCUCAGAUUUCGUCGCGUUUGCAUCAUUGUAAUGGUACUCCACAUUCUACUUGAUGCAGCCAUAUCCGUUUUCGCUUUAUAUAAAGGAGCAGAAAAAUCAGCUAUUGCUGUUUAUGGCACAUUCGCUAGCUUCAUGGACUUGACUAUAUACAGCCUAUUUCUACGCUUAAAGAUGGAAAAGAAGAACUAA